AGGUACAUCGACGUAUACGACGGCAGGGACGCGCACCGUUGCGAAGAGAUCGCAAGGUGGCGCAUUCAUUCACCCUAGUGAGCACAACGGGGAACAAAAACUCUGUAACUGACAUCAUGGACUUCAACGACUUGCUGCGCAACACGAAGACGGCAGCAGAGGAGGACAAGGCUGCCGUGAAGGUUCCCCUCGCCGGGCACAAGCGUGGCGCGGAGAGCAAAGAGUCCGCCUCGGCCACCACCGCCGACGUAGCCGCAAAGAGAGUUCGUCGUGGUGGCGCGGUGGAAGGGCUCAACCUUCAGGCCGCGCAGGACGCCCUCGCACUGGAGCGUGGCAGCUCCUCCGCCCACGCCCAGCAGCAGCGGGUGCAGGCCGACCUCCUCUCCGAGCAGGCCGCCGCUCGAAUGGUGCACCAGGUCGUGGACUACGUGCUGCAGGUGGAGCUGGGCGGGCGCCACAACGCCUCCAAAGGCGGGGUGCCACCUUUUGUGCCGACAGGAGAGCAACUCGCCGCGGAGCGCGCCAUGUGGACGACUGCUGCCGGCUACUCGGUGCACCACAUCGUGCCCGCCGCGUCAGACGCUGCGACCGCCACGCUGGAGACGCUCAUGAGCGUGACGGAGAAGGAGCGGGUGCCGGAUGGCAUACGAAUGCUGCGGAGCUCGUUGCAGAUCUGCAAUGUGGAGGCCGAUUUGGUGGGCGGCGUGCGCUCCGGCAUGGCACCACACCUGCGCGCGCAUGUGCUGGAGGUGCUGGAGCGCGGCCUGCGCGGCGAGGCGUGGCUGCGUGACGACACCAACGGGGCGACAUUUUUUGACGCGUUGGGUAAGCCGACGACACCGGAAAAGGGCCCGUCGAGUGUUUUGCUCUUUCGCGACUCGGCGCCGUCGGUGGCGGCACAAUUGGCGGGGGCGGGCGAAGGCAGCGACAGCGGCACCGUGGCGGGGAACCCUUAUUCUGCUGGUGCCGCAGCAGAUGCCCCGCUCGGUGGGUUUUCGCUCUCUGCGUUCCUUCACGAAAACACGUCUUCCAAAAGCUCCUCGGAUGAAGACGGCGAAGGCUGA
Molecule: messenger RNA, 1064 nt
Organism: Leptomonas pyrrhocoris
Lineage: Eukaryota; Euglenozoa; Kinetoplastea; Trypanosomatida; Trypanosomatidae
Exons: 1
Coding region: 117-1064 (315 amino acids)
Source: RefSeq, a predicted model, not a curated record